Messenger RNA from Aspergillus heteromorphus CBS 117.55, 324 nucleotides. RefSeq names its product putative small nuclear ribonucleoprotein SmG. Gene Ontology annotation, cellular component: U12-type spliceosomal complex; P granule; precatalytic spliceosome. The record is from RefSeq and is a predicted model, not a curated record. Gene Ontology annotation, molecular function: RNA binding. The coding region runs from base 1 to 324 and encodes 107 amino acids. The transcript is spliced from 5 exons. NCBI's taxonomy places the organism in Eukaryota, Fungi, Ascomycota, Eurotiomycetes, Eurotiales, Aspergillaceae. Gene Ontology annotation, biological process: spliceosomal snRNP assembly; mRNA splicing, via spliceosome.
AUGCCUCAAGCCCAGCCCGAGUUGAAGAAGUACAUGGAAAAGCGGGUAUUCUGCCAACUGAACGGCAACCGCAAAGUCAUCGGUAUCCUGCGAGGCUACGAUGUACGUCGUCCUGCUUUCCCCGGAGAUGUCAUUGGAUACUGCUGCGUUGGUGCUGUCGGAUACGUGCUCGACGACCACGGUGCUGGGGUGUUCAUGAACAUUGUCCUCGAUGAGGCUUUCGAGGAGAAGCAGGGUGGAGAGAAGGUCGCUAUCGGCAUGAUUGUCAUUCGUGGUAACUCGGUUGUUAUGCUCGAGGCCCUGGAGCGCAUCAGCGACAAAUAA